GCCACAAAUUGCAGCUAUUCGUAAAGGUAUGUAUUAAAAAAUGCAUUGGAGCACAUUUUCGUGUGAAAUGUAGCUAUACAACUAUUGCACUACCUAAAGCAACGGUGAUUCAAUGAACUUGCCGGAUAUAAAUGAAACAUCACACAAAUGCAGUAGACUAUAAAUAGUGUGCACGGCAUUGAUCUUAUAGCCACCACAAACAAAUAUGCUUAGCAUGAGCCUAUUGAAUGUGUCUGAUGAAUCUGACAACUUGUCCAAUAAGACAUGCGAAGAAUCAAGGUCAUUAUAGACUCAUUACGUACGGUAAAAAUUAUUGUAUCCGUUUUGCCGCUGCAUGUACAAUGAAGCUCAACGCACGGGGUGAAUGCUCUAUGAGCAUCUUGAUAUAGGUCAGUUUCAACAACUUUUCGUGAUCAAAGCUUUUCAUACAUUUUUGAGACGAUGCACAGCUUAAACCUUUCAGUUUUGCCACAAAUUGCAGCUAUUCGUAAAGGUAUGUAUUAAAAAAUGCAUUGGAGCACAUUUUCGCGUGAAAUGUAGCUAUACAACUAUUGCACUACCUAAAGCAACGGUGAUUCAACAACUUGCCGGAUAUAAAUGAAACAUCACACAAAUGCAGUAGACUAUAUAUAAGUGUGCACGGCAUUGAUCUUAUAGCCACCACAAACAAAUAUGCUUAGCAUGAGCCUAUUGAAUGUGUCUGAUGAAUCUGACAACUUGUCCAGGACAUGCGAAGAAUCAAGGUUAUAUGGAUUGGAGUAUUCUAAUAGGAAUUUGGAAACUGUUUUACGUUAUAUACUGAUUGGAUUCCUUGGUCUACAGCUACCAAUCGCUCUAAUUCUCAAUGCAUUUAUGAUAUUUCUGAUCCUAAAGUUCAGGCAUCUUCGUAACAUAACAUUCUUCCUUGCACUGCAACUACUAUUAAUUGAUUUGCUGUACACCGUUUUCAGUACACCAAUCACGAUUAUCAGUGCUGCUUCAGGAAAAUGGGUUAUGGGUUUACCAUUUUGCAGUCUUACUGGUUUUUUACUAACAAUUGAUUGGCAAAUGAGGAGCAUACUUAUGUUCGUUAUUGUUUGUGAUCGCUUUUGCACAGUUUUCAUGCCUUUCAAGUAUCCACGAAUUCGUCGAAAAGUGAUCAUACCGCUUAACAUUAGUGCUGUACUAGUAACAGUCAUUACUGCCUUGAUACCUGUAGCACUAGACUGUACGGACUUUAAUCGGAUUGCUUGGUACUGCACACCUCAGAACGGAUGUAAAAAUCCUGACGCUUGUCAAUUAGUCUUGAUAGUACUUGGACCACUUUCCAAUGUGAUUGGAAGCUAUGUUCCGUUAGUGAUGUACAUUAUUAUGUUCAUCAAAGCUAGAAAAACACAGAAUCAAAUUUCAAGUGGGACUUUGGAGUCGGAAGAGUUCUUGAUCAGGAAAAAAAAGGAGAGAAAAGCAAACGUAACUUUCUUGCUUUUGUUUCUCGCAUUGUUUGGGGUGACGGCUGUACCAUUUCUUUUCUAUAUCACUUCUGGUCCAUUUAUUGGGGAGCAAACUUUAGAUGCUUAUAUAUUGCCGAGGUAUAUCUUUCGACUGGUGUUCUCUCUCCUCCCAAUUGUCGAUCCUAUUGCUAUCAUGAGAAACCAAGAAGUGAGGAAAGCAUUGAAGCUUCUGAGAAAUAUGUUCAAAUAACGUGCGAUUAUAAAGAAGAGUU
Molecule: messenger RNA, 1702 nt
Organism: Halichondria panicea
Lineage: Eukaryota; Metazoa; Porifera; Demospongiae; Suberitida; Halichondriidae
Product: histamine H2 receptor-like
Exons: 1
Coding region: 673-1680 (335 amino acids)
Biological process (GO): G protein-coupled receptor signaling pathway
Cellular component (GO): membrane
Molecular function (GO): G protein-coupled receptor activity
Source: RefSeq, a predicted model, not a curated record